Folsomia candida is the source of this 1171-nucleotide messenger RNA. RefSeq names its product E3 ubiquitin-protein ligase DIS1-like. The record is from RefSeq and is a predicted model, not a curated record. Bases 150 to 1097 code for a protein of 315 amino acids. Lineage: Eukaryota; Metazoa; Arthropoda; Collembola; Entomobryomorpha; Isotomidae. Gene Ontology annotation, molecular function: ubiquitin protein ligase activity. The transcript is spliced from 7 exons. Gene Ontology annotation, cellular component: cytoplasm.
AUGGGUAGAUUUAGUCAUUAACUUUCUGUCUUUGCUGUCUAAAUAUCCCUUACCGACAGUUAAGCAAAUUUUUAACAAACCGUUGGUUAAAAUUAAAUAAAUUCAAAAACUAAAUAAAUUUAUCUUGCACACUUUACAAAUUUUUAAGAAUGUCAAGAACUGUAGUUUACAAUUUUGAGAGAAGGAAAAACGUUGUCAUCGCUGUCCAUUGUGGAAAUAAACUUGGAAACAAGAAAUCCUAUGCGCCCCCACCGGCCGUGUUACGUGGCGCGCUGGAGUGCAUAAUCUGCUUGGACGCUCCCGCGUCACCGAUUCAUCGGUGUGAAAAUGGGCACAUUACGUGCGGCAUUUGCGCGGAAAAUGUAGCACUGUGUGGGAUUUGUAGAACACGGUUGCAAGUAUCCGUUCUGGCUGAGCGUCUGUCACGACAGCUUGACUUGACAUGCAAUUGUCCUAAUUUUUACACGGGGUGCGUCAGCCCUAUUGCCGCGGCUUACGUCAAGGAUCACUUGGCGAAUUGUUACUACAGGGACAUGAUGACAUGCGCGUUGAGCCGGCAGGAACCACUUCAUCGAUGUGGGGAUAAGAUUCCAAUCGGUUUCCGAGAUUAUUCAGAACAUUUGCAAACCGCUCAUGGAGUCGAGUUCGUCGAAAUUUUCGAUGGGGAGUGGACAAGUAGAGAUUAUUUUUGUCCAAUGGAUGGAGAUGAAUUUGAAGCCGCCGAGGCUCCAAGUAUUGACAAGGUAAUAAAGAAGAACAAUCAGACUUUCUUCUUUCAUUCGCACAAUGACGGUGAGCAGUACAGAUUUUGGGUCACGAUGCUUGGAAAUGACAAGGAGGCGGAGAAAUUUACAUUUCAGCUGAAAAUUAGUGGUGAAAUUGAUGCAAGCCGAAAAGUUGAACAGUACUCAAUUCCAGUUUUGGCGUAUUACGAUUACUCCAAAUCAACUGAGGGAGAACUUGCGACCAAGUGCGUGCUAAUCCCGCCUUCUCAUUUCGCCCUGUUUGGCGCUAAGCGGGAUUCCUAUCCGAAUAAUUAUUUCUUUUUACGAUUUGAUUUUACGCUGCAAUCUCAGCAAACUCGUCUUCCCGUGUAAAUUAAUAUGUAUCUGUGUGUUUUAAACAACAGGGACGCGCGUAUUAAAUAAAUUUUACUAAAUUUAGCGAAAAA